Messenger RNA from Leptopilina boulardi, 6861 nucleotides. RefSeq lists its product as uncharacterized. The coding region runs from base 254 to 6196 and encodes 1980 amino acids. The transcript has 2 exons. Lineage: Eukaryota; Metazoa; Arthropoda; Insecta; Hymenoptera; Figitidae. The record is from RefSeq and is a predicted model, not a curated record.
AUAAACAAAUUGUACAUACGACAAUAUAUAUUUAAAACAUUACUCAAGUUAUACAUUAAAAUACUAUAAAUAUCGAAAAAAAUUUCAAUUUUUUUAUAAUUAUCUUCUAGACACUAUAGUUAAAGUUUGCUGUCUUACAAUAAGGGUUCUUAUUUUCUAUCUCCUAAGGAAAAAUAAAAACCUUCAUAAAAGUGUUACAUACAACAGCAACAGUAAAAAAAAUUAAAAAGUACAACUCAUAGCAAAUCGGAGCAUGAUGAACGACACAUCUGUUUUCGUACAUUCAUCAAAUUUUCAAUUUUUAUCCAUUUGUCACUAUCUUAACACUCUGGGAAUUAUUUUUUACAACAAAGGUCUCAUUACAUUGAAUCAGCGAAAUCAGUCUGUUCCUGUACUAAAUACUUAUUUCAAAUACCUUGAUAAUUCAAACAAUGUAAUCGAAACAAAACUCCAGCUUCUACAAACAAUAUUAAAAGGAACCGAUCUUUACGGUGGUGACGAAAAUGAAACACUCGAUACAAAAUACGUAGAUGAAACAUAUCAGUACAUCAUCCACAAUGCUCUAUUUUCACACUAUGGUAAUAUCAACGAUUAUUUAGCAAAAAUAAUCAACAAGGCAGAUAAUACAUCCUAUUCCACGCUGAUGAAAACUAUAAAGCAGGAAUUCUUUAACAAUUACACAAGUAUAGAUUACUGUUCAAAAACAAACGAAAGCCCGAAACUUAAUUUUUUGUCAGCUAAAACAAUUUUUUUUGAAUAUAUCCUGCCAAUAUUUCCCGAGCCAGAAAAUAAAGAUAUGAACAUAACGGAAGUGGAUUAUAUGUACGCAAUGGCUGGUUUGAAAAUUGUCAAAUCCAUACUUGGAGAAACUCUAAACGCUUCGUUUGGUGAUUUAAUUUCAAUUACACGAGAGUUUGAUUUACAAGAGGCUUACGGUAACGAAACUUAUGAAAUAAUGUUAAAUGUUUUCUCAACACCGGCACUAUUUUUUUACGCCUCUAAGAAAAAAGAAACAUUCAGAGAAAAAUAUCAAAUUUCAUCAAAUAUAGAAUUUUGGACUGAAGCUUAUAAGAUUUUAUUUUCAUAUAUUAAUGCAAGAUUAAAUAAUUUUGUACAUCAAUUUUUUGACAAUAUUCUUCUAUACAAACUUGAGAAGGAAAUGAGAGAAUUAAAAAAUCGAAGAUUAUUGGCAAAAACUAUACUAGAGAAACAUUGUCCCAUUCCUUAUUUUAAAGAACAUGAAAAUGAAUAUGUGACAAACUAUAUGUCAUAUUAUCAUUUUUUUAUAAAAAUAAGUGUUCCUUCUGGUUGUUCCGUAAAAAAUCUACCUGAAUUGCAAGUUGUCUAUGAAAAUCAAUUUAAAAAUGUACGAAAGACAUAUAAUGAAAUUCAAAAAAUCAGAAUUAAAAAAUUUAUAGUAGAAAACAAUUUUGAAGAAAAACUGAAUUCAAAUGUUACUGUGAUGGUAGCAAGAGUACUUUACGAUCCUUCCUUCGUUUUUGUAUUCAUUCCUAUCAUCCUUCCUGCAUUCACCGAAAAAGUAAAAAAACAAAAGAUGAACGAUGACAUUUACCUAUUAUUUUCAAUACAGAAGGAAAACAAUAAGCCAGAAUUUUACGCAAUUAAAGAGGAAAAUAAAAAUUUAACUUUACUUACAAACAGUGGGAACGAGCAAAAUUUUUCUAAAACUGUUACUAAUUUACUCUCUUUCCCAAUAGAGGAUGGUGAAUAUUAUACUAUUCUAGAAAAAUCUAAUGCAAAUAGCGAAGCAUUUGCUGAGAGAAUUGCAGAAAUAAAGACAACACAAUUUGUAAAUCAGCUAAUGGAAGACUAUAAAAAUGAAACUACAAAAGAGAAGGUUUUUACUUUUGUUAAAGCACUUGUACCAUUUUACAAUUGUAUUGAAAACAUAAUAGGAAAAAACAUAGAAGAUGCAGUUAUGAGUUGUUCUCUAGAUGUUCUCACCCUGAUCCCUGUAGCGGGUCUUGCUGCAAACUAUGCAACAAAAAUAACCACCAGCUUAGCAACUAGAUUAGGCGAAAAAUAUGUAAUCAGUACAACCUUAUCAAGUGCCACUAAAUUUAAUUCAUUAUUCCAAAUUUCAGAAUUAAUUACUAAAACCGUUGCGCAGGAAAUUUUUACCAAGUUUUUUUUAAAAGAUUUAUCUAUUACCUUUCUACGAGUUAUAGAUCCUGGAUUUGAAUUAAUCAACAGCUUAGGAAAGUUUGGCUACCAAAAAUUGCACAAGAUUUAUAACACUAUGAUUCAAAAAAUUCCAAAGAUCAAUACAAAUUUAAAAUUGUUAUUAACAACUGUGUUAAAAAAGCUUAAUACGAAUAUGAAACUGUCAACAUUUAAUGGUCUGAUACCAAAGGUUGUGAGAGAAGAGAAUAAUUAUAAACUCGUUCAAUACUAUUAUCCGAAAGGUGAAAAUUUCUUUGGACCCACAUGCAUAUCAUCAUUUGGAAAUACUGCAGAACUAAGAACCAUUGAAGGCAGUUCACUUCAAGUUCCCGUGUUGCCAGUAAAAGAUAACAUGAACAAAAUCUCCUAUCGUAAAUAUAAUCCAGCAACUAAUGAAAUUUCUGAAAUAAAACUGGAAAUGGGAGAAAAUGAUCUACUCCGAAGUAAUCUACCUUAUCUUGAAGAUACGAAAAUAAUACCAUACAAAGUUAAUCUGAAAACACAACAAGUAAAAGGAGGUUUGCCGACUAAUGAUAUUCCUUCAACAUCAAAAGGAUUCGACCAACUUCUUUCUCCGGAUACUUUGCCAAAUGUUGAUAUUUCUGGAAUGGACAGAAAAGAGCUUUUUCGGAGACUUAUGCCUUAUCUAAAUCUAGAUGGAGAUACGAAAAUAAUAAAAGAUUAUCAAGUUUAUCAUAAUACGAUUGAAUGGAAUAAGACACCAAACAACCCAGGUACGUCACGAGAAAUUGUGCAAAUAAGUGGAAAUACUCUUGAUACUUCAAGGCUAGCUGAAGAAUUAGUUCUAAGUAACCCUCUAUCUAGAGUUAUAUAUGGUGAACAAAAAUAUCGUGAAAUGUUAUUAUCUUUAGAAGAUUUAAAACCUGAAAAUUGGGUUGAUUUACACAAAAAUAAAGACAAAUUAAUAACAUUACAAAAAAAUUUAGAGAGAAUACGUUUGAAUCAAGACAUAGAAAAGUGUGAAAUGCCAAAAGAACUGUGGUUUAAACAAACAUUAGACAAACCACAAAUUGUUGAUAAUUUGAAAGCAAUGAAAGGAGAUUUUUAUUUUAAUGAUAUUACCCUAUUGACAGAUAUUCGUCCAAGUGAAAUUAAUAUUGUUAAUAAAAAAUCAAAUUCCAUAACAGAAGUUCGUUAUCACAUGACAAUUGAUUCUCAAUAUGGAAUUGUUGAUUUAGCAGCAUUUGAUAAGAGUUGGAAAAACCAAUUUGUUGUUUAUCCAGAACUCACAUUUUCGGUAGUAAAUGCUGAAUUCAAAAAUGGAAGGGAUUUCUUACUUUUAGAACUAAAACAAAGGCCAAUAUUGAAAUUGGAUUGGCAGAUAUAUAAAAUAAAGUAUAAUUAUUUACUUCACACUAAAGAAAUAUCUACACUUACAAGAAGUGUAGAUAUCGAGAAUGCUGCCAGCCUUAUCUCAUUAAAUACUCCUCGGCAUAGAUUAACUGAAAUGGAAGAAAUGUUAAAAGGUUACAUUUUAAGAAUCGAUCCAAUUGAAACUCGUGUUCCUACUUAUGAAAUGUUGGCGAAGGAAAUAAAUACACGUAUUACACCUUCUGAAAUAUUUAACGAAUGGAAAAUAAAGAAUCAUAUUUUUAUUGACGAUGUACUAUUUAAAAAGUCUUUAUAUCAGGUUGAAAAUUUGGAAGAUGCGAAAAAAACUAUAAACUAUAUUUUUGAUGGGAUUCAUUUACAGAAUAUUAAAACUGUGUUUGAAAGUUAUGAGUUAUUUCCAAUUCGGCAAAAUAUGCGAUUUGAGGAUUAUUAUGUAUUGUAUUCACAUUUUGCAAAUACUUUACCACAAAGUGCACCUGCACAAAGAAAAUUUUUAGCUUCACUAUACAGAUUAGCCCUUAGACAGUGUGAUGAUAAAUUUAUUACAAUUCCAAAAACACUUUAUCAUGCUGUAGAAUUAAGUAUUGAAGAAUUGUCACAACUACUAUUUACUCAAGAUUAUCUUGGUCGUUUUAAAAUGAAUCAUAGGGCUUUUUAUUCUAAUGCAGAAAAUGCUUUAAAAAAUACUCCUAGAACUAGUGAUUCAAAGAAAGUAGUAUUGUAUAAAUUGGAAAUUGAGAAUCCAUCUGGAAUAGUGCACAUUGAUCCUUAUUAUUUCAAUGUUCCCAUGGAAAUGUAUUAUGUUCCUGAUACAAUAAGUUUUACAUAUUACUGGCAAGUAGACAAACCUGUUAAAGAAUCUGAUUUUAUUACAUUGCCAAUAGUCUAUAUGGACAUUGUAAAAGAAAAACGAAUGGUUAGAUUGGUAAAUGAGUUAAAUACAUUAUUUUCAACCAAUGAUAAAUUUUACGCUAAUCUAAAUUCACUGAAAAAUAAGCCAGCUAUUGAUUAUCGAAAUGCGAUUGAAAUUAGACAACCAAUUGUUAAAAGUGGUUUACCAAGUGAUAAUAUUCCGUCAACUUCAAGAGAAUUUGGAAAACUUACUUCCCAGGGUAAUUUGCGAAUUAAUGAUGUUUUCGUUAAAGAUAAAUUAUUAAAAGAAUUAGCAAACAUUGAUUAUACUGAGACAUUACUGGAGUUUGAAAAUAAAGGAAUUGCUGGUUUGAAAGACAGUAAAUCAAAUUUGUAUAAUGUUCGAAGCCUUGUCGAUUCAUUAUCAAAUAUACAAAAUAUUGAAACUUCCAAAUUUAAACUUCCAACAAAAUUGUUUAGUCAAACAUCAAUGAAAAGCAUUUUUGUUAGUGAUUUGGAGAAAUUGAAAGGAAAAGAAUUUUAUUUUAACGAUCUUACAUUUUUGAGAGAUAUUGCACCAAUUGACUCUAAAAUAUCAAAAUUUCCCUUUGAAAAAGAAGUACGUUUCCACAUAACUAUGAAUUCUCAAUAUGGAAUUGUCGAUCUUUCUGAAUUUCAGCAUACUUUGAAAAACCAAUACAUUGUAUAUCCGGAACUUGAGUUUACUGUACAGAAUACCCAUUACAUUAAUGGAGAUUCUAUUUUGCAAAUGGAUCUAGUUCAAAAGCCAAUAGAAAAAGAAAAAUGGAUUAAAAUUAGAGAAGAGAGUUCAAAGUUACUUAACAGUAAAGAAGUGGGACAAUUAAUAAGAAGUUCAAGUAUUGAAGAUGCUGCGUAUUCCAUAUCCACGAGAAUACCCCUACACAGAUUCAGUGAUUCGAAAAAAAUGUUAAAAGAAUAUAUUUUAAGACCAGGUUCCAGUGAAAUUAUGGUCUCUUAUAAUUCAUUGGCAAAAUAUAUUUUUGAAACUGAUUCAAUUCCAAGUCUAUAUAAUUCAUUAAAAAUAAAAAAUAACAUUUUUAUUGAUGAUGUACUGUUUCAAUAUUCUUUAUAUGAAGUUAAAAAUUUAUUAUCUGCAGAGAGAAUCAUUAAUACAAUGUUUCCUUAUUGGGAAAUACAGGAUGUUGCACCUGUGUUUGACGCAUUCAAGAGUACAAUAGGAAUUCAAAAUAAUAUAAGAUUUGAGGAUUACUUCGUUAUUUAUUCACAUUUUUCUGGUAAUUUAAUACGAGAUAGACAUUGGAAAACAAGAUUAGAUGUUGCAUUUAAGAGAUUGGCCCUAAGACAAAUUGUUACUGGACAUUUUUUCAAAAAACCAUUUCCACUUUAUCAAGCACGUUUAGUUUCUAAUGAACAUUACAAUGAAAUAUUAGGAAGAGAAUUAGGUAAAAGUGUAUCAUUUAGUACAGAUAAUCCGUUUCAUAGAAUUCAAGAAGAUGCUUUGGAAUACAUCCCAAAUACCUCCGGUAAAAAAAUAUUAUUCACUCAAUUGAACUUAAAUAGUAUGGCUGGAAUUGCAUAUAUUGAUAGAAGUUUUAAAUUUCCAACAAAUCGAAGAUAUUAUAUUCCACAAAGUUUUGAUUUGAAAAAAUAUGGAAUAAUUAAGAAAACUAUUGAUGGGGAGAAUGUUGAUUUUAUUUUACUUAAAGACGAUUCGUAUUUAGAUGAGUAUCGUAUGGUUAAAUUAGUAAACGAUUUAAAUGAAUUAUAUUCAUCCAAUUUAGUAUUUCACGUUAAUGAUAUUUAAAUUAUUGAAUGAAAUUGUUUUUUCAAUAUUAGCAGCCAUUUAAAUAUAUAAUUAUUAUUUACCGCUACAUCCUUAAUUAUAAGAUACCACAUUUCUUUUAUAAAAUAAAUUAAUUUUUAUAAAAAAUCGUAAUUUCUAACUACGUUUUCAUUUAGAAUUAUAUUAUAUUGUUAUAAUUAUUCAAAUAUUUAUAAAUAUGCAAUUGUUCCUCGGAGAGAUUUUUAACUCCACGAACUUCAAUUGAGGAGCAAGUUUUCAAAACCUGAUAAAUCCAUAUAUUUUUAUUUCGAGAAAUUCAAACAAAUGACUUUCCACACAUAACCACUAGAGUUAAUUUUAAAAUAAAAAAUUUAUAAUAAUUUAUUUCUAUAACAAUGUUUUUAUAUUCAAUACGUUAUGUUUCUAAUUGAACUUUGUCAUAAUUGAGUGAUUUACAGGUUUUGGUAAUUUUUUCUAAUAUAAAACAUACAAAUUGUAAAUCAUCUUGGUUAUGUCAAUAAGUUUUUAAAUUAAAAAUUUGUAAUUAAUAAAUUUUUUUCCUUAAAUUUAACAGUUACAGAUCGAUUUGUGAGGUCCUUAAAAUAUUAAAUUUAUGGUUUUCUCCAUUUUUUUGAAAAAUGGAUUUAUCAAGUUUUGAAAAUUUGCUCCUCAAUUAUUUAAAUAAA